Messenger RNA from Osmerus eperlanus (European smelt), 2540 nucleotides. Its product is annotated as filaggrin-2-like. The transcript has 12 exons. Lineage: Eukaryota; Metazoa; Chordata; Actinopteri; Osmeriformes; Osmeridae. Gene Ontology annotation, biological process: spindle organization. Gene Ontology annotation, cellular component: centrosome. Bases 90 to 2264 code for a protein of 724 amino acids. The record is from RefSeq and is a predicted model, not a curated record.
AUUUACCUCCGAAUGCCUGCGUCUGACAAGAAGAUACCCCUUGCUUCUCAGCCUCAUGGACCCAGUCACGCUCAGACAGUGAAAGAGAAAUGAUGCCCGUCUGGAAUGAAAGCAAAAAGGUCCGCAAUAGUUUAGGAGAACAAGGACAACAAAAUCCGAUUAACAGUGAGCGCAGGAGGAUCGAACUGCAGAGUGACCUACUGACCUUUCAGAGAGACCAGCGUCUUAGCAGGGCAGUGCGGCUGCAGUGGCGAUGGCAGGAGUUGAGUGAGCGAGAGCGACGAGCUCAGCAGCAGAACAAACAGCUGCUGCAGGAGUUUGAGAGAGCCCAGGACACACUGAGGGACAUGGUCGCCCGCACCGCAGCCAUGAACACUAUACGAGUAGAGUAUGAGAAGUAUCUGGAUGAUAACUACCCCAGAUGGCAGCAGGAACUCAAGGAGAAGACCUUGUCUGCCCAGAGAAAGAGGAUGGAGCAACACUUGGGGAGCAUAAGGAGGAUGGAGGAGAAGACUGUUACAGGGUCCCCUAUCAGUGCUAAAGCUCCGCUUUCCCAAACUCAAGUUCCUCAAACUCAGAAUGGCCAACAGGACUGCAGCUCCCACUCAUUUCAGUCUUCCUGGUUGACACAUGCUCGCUACCAAUUGGCCAGUCCACAUACCAUGCUGUCCUUUAACCCCAAGAGGACCCAAGUCUCCUAUCACACCCCUGAAUCUCUCCACCCUCCUCCCCAUUUCCACCCCUUCCACCCGCCUCAGCCAUUCCAAUACCCUCACCCUUCCUCCAUUCCAAUUCAGCCCCAAACUGUAACCCAGCAGAGCUCUACAAUGUGGCCUCCCCAGGGAGAGUACCCCCUGGACUGGGCUGGCAGGGUGCCUGUUUUCCCUUCCAGGACUCAAUUUGGCUACCAGAGCUCCAUGGCUGGUCCAUCAAUAUCAGAUCCCCAGGGGUGGGCAGUGGUUGAGGGUGUUAGAGUGGAAGAGGAGAUCAAGGAGGGUAACCCAGUGGCCAGAAUUGAGGGAGAGAGCAGUGAUGGGCACAGACCGAGAGGCAAUGACCAGUCCCAUGAACUGGACAUCAAACCAGUGCGUCUGUCAAGUGGCCAUGGAGAAAGCAGUGAGUGUAGCAGGGCCUCCGGUCGGGCCAGUGGGGAAAGCGAUAGUAGGACGAGAAGGAAGAAGAGGGAGCAGAAGGAAGGAAGAGUGAAACAGAGCUCUGCAGACAGGGAGGAGACCGGUCUGUCCUCAGGAAGGUCUGUAGUGGGCCCAGAUGUGGAGGCCUCAGCAUCCAGUGCAUCUGGGGCGCACAGCUCCGAAGGUGACGAUGCAACAUCAGGGGGAGGAAGCACGAGGAGCAGGCGGAGUACAGGGCCGUCUGCAAAACAGCCAAAGAGGAGAGGCGAGAAGGCCAAAAGCAAGGGAGAAGAGACAGGGAGUCCUGUGCAAGAAUCAGAGAGGCAUAGGGAGGAGUCAGACAGCCUGGGGGGGGAGUCAGGAAGUGUCAGUGUGAAGUUAAUAGGAUGUGAAGAAGAGGUUGAGGAAACAGAAGAAGAACAGGAGAGUUUGGGUGUAGAGGGGGGGACAACGGGGGAGGAGGUAAUGGAAGAACAGAAUGGUGAUGACGAGGAGAAUAGUGAGAGAGUCAAAGAAGAGGGCGAGGAAGGAGAAGUGGAUGAGGAAUCCCCUCGGGAUGAAGAGGAAGAAGGGAGAGAGGAACUUGAUGAAGAGAGACAGGAAGGGGAGGAAGAAGUAGAACAGAUGCACGGGGAGAAUGCUGAUGAGAGGGAAGAUUUGUCUGAUGGAGAGAAGAAACAGGAGGCAGGUGAGGGAGCUGAGGAUGAAAAGGAAGAGGAUGAGGAGGCAUCAGCAGGGGAGGAACCUGUAGAGGAAGAGGAGCAAUCUAGUCAGGAAGCAGAGGAACUGUCAAAAGAAGUAGAUCAUGAAGAGGAGAGAGAGUCAGAUGAUAGUAUCAUCUUACCUAAAGAGCACAGGCCUGCAGAAAACAGGCCCAUCUUGGCGGAGGAGGAGGAAGGAAUGAUUGGUGAUGAUAAUCAGGGUGAUGAUGAUCAUGGUGAAGAUGCCAGACUUGAGAAGGGUUAUUCCUGGUCUGGAGAUCCUACCCAUGCUUUUCAAGAUGAACACGAUGAUAUUGAAAGUCUUCUCGCCCCACAAUUAGAGACACAGAAGAAACUGGAGAAAGAACAGCUAGCACCUAACGGUAAAUCCAAAGGUAUGAACAUUACAAUCAUUGUGGUAGAAAUAUAAAUAGAUAUAAAUAAUACUAAUGCUAAUAAUCACCUAUAAUUGUCAUGUGUUUUUCAGCCAGAGCUGGAGACCUGAAUAGUUUCUCUGAGGAGGACCUGAAGGAAAAGACAGAGGCCAGUCCAGUCGCCCGGAACACUGAGUCCGAUGAUGAGUUUGAUGACUUCUAUGAUUGACUGUAACAGACUUUCAAUUCUGCACACUAUGCACACUGUUGCUUAAACCCAUUACAGUUUAUUAUAAACAUAUCCCUUCAUCCCUCCCUUUAUCAUACAAAAU